AUGCUGCGCGGGACUGUCCGUGCGGUGCGAGACACCACGCGCUCCGUCAGGCCCCUCCCUUCCCAAAGCGAGGGCGGGCCGGGGGGCAAGUUCUACCCAUGGACAGUGCCGCUCAAACCACAUGGGGAGCUGGGCUGCGGGUCCCCCUCGUCCUGGGCCUGUACCCCCAUCCACAGCCUGGCUCCAGCCAGCCAGAGCCCUUUUAAGGCAGAGCAGGGACCCCCCAGUGGCUGCUUCCCCUUGCAGUCAGGCCCCUCCCUUCCCAAAGCGAGGGCGGGCCGGGGGGCAAGUUCUACGGCGGGUUCACACGCUUCCUUGUGCCAGUUCAUCCUGAAGCACGACAAGUACCAGCACCUGCGGGAGGUGGAGCGUUUCCCCAACAGCCUCAACCCUCACGCCCCAGACACCCUGCCCCUGCUGAAGAGCCUCCUGUCGCAGGUGAUAGACAAGCACCGACACGCCAGCUGGAUCCACAUCGGAGCUGACGAGAGGCAGGUCAGAGACGUGCGCCUUCGCUCCUGGGAAGAGCUAGUUGCAUCGUCUCGCCCCAGCCCCGAGGACCUGACACGCUUUGCUCCUGCGGUGGAGAGCCCCAUUCGGGUGUGAUCCUCCCCGCCCUCCCAGGAGACAGCACU
Molecule: messenger RNA, 635 nt
Organism: Pelodiscus sinensis (Chinese soft-shelled turtle)
Lineage: Eukaryota; Metazoa; Chordata; Testudines; Trionychidae
Source: RefSeq, a predicted model, not a curated record